Molecule: messenger RNA, 5930 nt
Organism: Glossina fuscipes
Lineage: Eukaryota; Metazoa; Arthropoda; Insecta; Diptera; Glossinidae
Gene: fab1
Product: putative 1-phosphatidylinositol 3-phosphate 5-kinase
Exons: 10
Coding region: 24-5489 (1821 amino acids)
Biological process (GO): phosphatidylinositol phosphate biosynthetic process; intracellular signal transduction
Cellular component (GO): endosome membrane
Molecular function (GO): metal ion binding; ATP binding; 1-phosphatidylinositol-3-phosphate 5-kinase activity
Source: RefSeq, a predicted model, not a curated record
UUACUCACAAAAACGAGACCAAUAUGAACCAAAAUCUACACUCGCUGACUAAACUCACCGAGUUUGCUAGAGAUUUUGAAGAGCAGCCCGACACCCUGCUUAGUCGUUUUGUUAAUAAAAUACAUCAUGCAUACAAUCAAAGUUAUAAUACCGUUAAUGAUAUAUCGAGUUAUAAUCAACAACAAGUUUCAAGUGUUAUCAGCAAAUCUGUAUUCUACGAUGAUUCGAAACGGGCUAAUAAUAGUCAAUCUACUUUUCAAGAUAACCUUACCAGUGGCAGUAAUUUACCUGGAAAUUUCUCAGAAUCUCCCAUCAUUGUUAACGAGACCAGUUCGUCUACGAACGAAAAUUCUAUUUCAGGAGAAAAAGUUGAUUCGUUGCCAUUGGAACAUAGCGAAGGUCGUAGUACGGUUAAUGUCUUAAUACGUUUGAGAAAUUUGGUAGCUUCUAAAAACAAUGAUUUGCGUAAUUAUAAAGACACGGACUUGCAUCGUUUCUGGAUGCCAGAUUCUAAAGCUAAGGAAUGUUAUGAUUGCGCACAAAAGUUUUCAACAUUUCGACGUAAGCAUCAUUGUCGUUUAUGCGGGCAAAUUUUCUGUUCCAAAUGUUGCAAUCAAGUAGUGUCUGGAAAAAUUAUCAAAUGCUCUGGUGACUUGAAGGUUUGCAACUAUUGCUCUAAAAUUGUCCUCAGUUAUUUGCGUUCGCCUAAUAUAACCAAAGAUCUGAAUUCCGAUCUUCAAGCAUUACAACAGAACUUAAGCAGCAGACUGGAGACUAAAGAUGAAAACGAGUCCUCCCCAAAUUUAUCAUCACCCCGAUCGCCUACACAGCGCAAAAUAUCAGUUGGGUAUCAAGAAGAACGUUUUGCUAUACAUCAGCCUCAUAUAACAAUGGACGAUCGUAAGAAUAUCUUACAACAAUCCAGCUCCUUAAUAGCCCUAUUAGAGGAAAUGCGUCAGGUUUUACCAGCUCAAAAUUGUGGACUAGAUCUCAUUGAAUAUCUGAACAUUAAACAAAAGACGUCAAAUAAAAUGCAGUCAUUAGCAAUAUUGAGCGCUAUGUUGGAAGCUGGUUUCAUUCAUCCAAUAGUGCACGAUUCAGAACAAACGGAAUUUGAUGAGAAUCUCCAUUACAGAUUUGCCACUGAAUUGCCGAGACAAACGAUCGAUACCAUCAACUUUAAUAGCGUUAAUCAGCAAACAGGUAGCGUAAGUCCGCAAUUCGAACAAUUCGGUAAUGAGCCUCAUCCUCCCAAUUUUCUGGAUACUGCACUCAAAUUUAAAAUACCGCGUGAUGUGGAUAUGGAUAACGCAAUGCAUUCAACAGCUUCGAAACUGUUAGAGUCUUACUGUGACCACGAGGAACAAUUGCUAACACAAAUGUUGCGUACUUUUCAAUUAGAUUUGCAGUGGAGCAAAAUCUUAAGUCCCUUAUGUUGCAGAGCAGCUAAUCAUUUUAAACCGGAAUACUGCACCAACGAACUAAUGGAUAUACGGAAUUUUGUAAAUUUCAAAAAGAUACCGGGAGGCAAACGUUUAGAGAGUUCAAUUGUAGGUGGCGUGGUACUUUCCAAAAAUGUCGCCCACAAAGAUAUGACUACAAGUGUAGAACAACCUCGUAUACUCCUUUUGCAAUGCCCCAUUGUUUACGAGCGUAUUGAGGGCAAGUUUGUUAGCAUAUCUACGGUUUUGCUGCAAGAGAAAGAGUAUUUGCGCCAUGUUUGCGCACGCAUUAUGAGCUUUAAGCCGAAUGUGGUAUUAGUGCAUAAAAAUGUAGCGGGCGUUGCCCAAGAUAUGCUAAGAUCCCAUGGCAUUAUUUUAGUUUUAGAUGUGAAACUGUCCGUUAUGGAUCGUUUAGCCCGCACCUUGCAAUGCGAUGUACUCACCAACAUUGAAGGUAAUAUUGCACAACCAAAAUUAGGUAUAUGCGAUAAGUUUUGUAUACGCACUUACAACGAUGGCAAUAAUGGUGCAAAGACCCUAAUGUUUUUCGAGAAGCUUGCCAAUCCACGCGGCUUUACUUGCCUGUUACGUGGGGGUGAUAACAAAGAAUUGGCUAAAGUGAAAAAAGUUGCCUCAUUCUUAGUAUACGCCCGAUACAAUUGGCGCUUGGAGAUGUCAUUUUUGUUAGAUGAAUACGCAGAAGCUCUAACCCCGAAACCACCAAUAUUCGAUUCGAAAGAAACAAGUCCGGCUGACGAAAAUGCUAAUAUAAACAAAAGUUCAGAAGAAGAAAAUGUAGCGCAAGCAUGUUCAACACCCUCAAAACGAGCUGUUAUAUUAGAGCGUAAAUCUGAAGAAAAAAUUUUUACAACUGUUACCGAUGUUUCGCAUGAUUUUAGUGAUCCGUUACGAUCGACCAAUAACAAGAAACGCGAUGAGCAAUCCCCAAAUCUGGAAUUAGAAGUGGAGCAUCGUUACGAUAAUCGGUUUCGUAGUGCGCUAAGUUCCACUAUUCUUUCAGUAAGCCCCUUUUUAAGUUUUCCUUUACCCUUUCUCGAGACAGAGCAAGGACGCAAGUGUCCCUUACGUUCACUGUUUCCUGCGGAAUUGUAUUAUUCAAAGCUAUGGUCAAAUUCAAGCACAAAUUUCAGUAUAAAUGCCCAUAAUCUGGAACAAUGCGAUAGCUCGGAGAUAAUACCAAUAAAUAGCGAAGAAAUUCAACUGAAUCCCCCUCAUUCGUUUCUGAAACUAAAAAUAACGGCUCCAGCUGAUAAUUGUGAGAUACAAACACUAUUAGCCGAAUUUCGAGCUUAUGGUGGACGUUAUCCCAAGAAACCGGAAUUUUUUAAAACGUUAGGAGAACGCCAAACAAAUAUAUAUUAUAAUCCGCAAAAAAUCCCCGAAGACGUUAUAUAUAAAGAUGUAUUCGAUAUAGAAAAUCAUCAGCGUCUGCCGGUACUAUUUUGCAGUUUCUUCUAUAAUCAAAAGGGAGCCUCGUCGUUUUGUGCACCGCCCACUUUACUCGAUAUGAAGUUCUACGGACAACAUGACAUAAUGUUAAGUCAAUUUUUGCAUCGCUAUUGUUUCCGUACAAGUUGUAACGUAUGCAAUUUACCUAUGAAGGGUCAUAUAAGACGUUAUGUCCAUUCAAUGGGUUGCAUUAAGGUUUUUCUCAGCGAAGAUAAUGCAAAAUCUGAUGCGAACAACAUAUAUUUUACAGCUUGGUGCAGUAAGUGUGCAGAAGUCACACCGACCGUACCUCUUACGGAGAGUUCCAAGUGCUUAUCCUUGGCCAAGUAUUUGGAAUUACGAUUUUAUGGGCAUGGCUACAAAAAGAGAUCGCUGGUAGAUGAAAAUCCUGCUUUGACUACUAAUUGUUCGCAUUCCUUGCAUCGGGACUACGUUCAUCAAUUUAGUUAUAGAGGUGCGGCAGCUAGAUUCCAGUACACCCCAAUAGAAACUUGGGAAAUAGCUUUACCCGUUUUAACUAUUUCUUUGCAUCCUCCUACCACAUUUAAACGUUUCGAAGUGUUGGAAGAAGUGAAGAAUUUCUCUGUGAAAGGUCAUGAGGUGUACACACGUAUUCAUGAACGAAUCGCAGACCUGGCAACCGAAGAUGAAAAUUCAAUUUUAGCUGCUAAUCUAAAGAUGACACUGAGCAAAGAUCAAUUCACAUUUAAGCAGCAUAUGGAGAUCAUACAAACGCUGUUGACAGAAAACAGAGUAAGUUGUUAUGACAUCACUGAUGCUUUGCUCAUGGCCAAAAGGGUUUUAGCGGAGAGUAUAGAGUGCUGGGAACCUCGUUUACAUGAAAUAGCGUUGGCUCAGAAGAAUGCUGCAAAACAAAGUCAUGAUUCGACCCAGCAUCAUGUGGAUGCUGGAACUAUAUGCACAGAGGAAUUGCUUUCUGAACAGUCGGAAAAUUCGCCUACAACAACUAUGCCACCAGACAUUCCGCAGGCAGCACAAUCGGAGGAAGCUACUGACAAUAAUACCCAUACAGAGACAAACGCUGCAUCAUCUGGUAACUUAGAAAAAAGUGGGGCAGAAAAUCAUUUCACAAUUCCUCAAAUAACGAAUUCCUCUGAUAAGAAGACUAUUAAAAAAAUGUUGAACCACCUUUUGCCAUCCACCGGUCCCGUUAACUUGUUGCAAUCGCCUUUUAACAUCCAGGAACAUUAUACAUUACCGUUAGGAGCUUUUCCCAUGAUUGUGCGUGAUUUGGAUUUAAGCUCAGUAAUUGCUUACAGCUUAACAUGUACGGAAUAUAAACGUUCAGUUAGCCUCUUAGGCUCUCAAAUGAAUAAUAUUCAGACCCAUGGGGACACUGCGUCAAUUUCUAGUGUUUGCAUUAACCCCAGCCCUCAUGUGAAACGUAAAUCCCAGGAAUGCUAUGAAAAUGAUGAAUGUAAUAAAGAGAAUAAUCCCAAUCCUAGCGGCGAAGAUGAGCGCACAAAAACGAAAUCGAAUUCUCAUAUUGAAAUUUCGUUUCAAGAUAAUAGCGUACAAUUUACGUGUAAGAUCUAUUUUGCUAAAGAGUUUGAUCAAAUGCGCGCUAAAACUUUAAAGGCCCCAAAACUGGACAAGUCAGUUUAUCGGGAAAUUGAACAAAGCAAGAAACGUGAAGAGCUUAAAAUAUCGCAAAGUAGAAAUGGUCCUGAAAUAGAACUGGUGCGCAAAGUUAACGAAACUAGUACAAGUAAUGAGGGAAGUGAUACCAAAUCUGAAGAAUAUCAUCAAAAAGAAGAGAAUACCAAAUCGAUCGAUAUUGUUGAAGAAAGUCGCAAUUAUUUUGCUCGUUCUUUAUGCAGCAGUGUGCAAUGGGAGGCUAAGGGAGGCAAAUCCGGUUCCAGAUUUUGCAAAACAUCAGAUGAUCGCUUUGUUUUAAAAGAGAUGUCGAAAAACGAUAUCAAUAUUUUUGAAAUAUUUGCACCGAAUUAUUUCGAUUACAUCAACAAAUGUCAGCAACAAAAUCAACCAACUCUAUUGGCCAAAAUAUUCGGAGUGUUUAAGGUUAUUGUUAAAAAGAAAGACUCGAGCGUGGAGAAAGCUUUAUUAGUUAUGGAAAACCUAUUCUACGAAUGUGAUAUUAAAAAUAAGUUUGACUUAAAAGGCUCUGAACGUAAUCGUUUAGUGGAUCCAAUGAAUCAACAAGAAGGCGAUAUUGUUUUACUGGAUGAAAAUUUAGUACAAAUGUCAUGGUCCAAGCCUUUGUAUGUACUAACGCAUAGUAAAGUCGUAUUAAAAGAUGCUAUCAAUCGUGAUGCUUGCUUUUUAGAAAAAAAUGAAGUUAUGGAUUACUCUCUACUGGUGGGCUUAGAUGAAAGAAAUGGUCUCUUAGUAUUAGGUAUAAUUGACUAUAUUCGUACUUAUACGUUCGAAAAGAGGGUUGAAUCGUUCGUUAAAAAGCAAACUGGCAUUUUAGGUGGCAUGAGCAAGUUGCCUACUAUUAUAGCUCCACAACAUUAUCGGCAGCGUUUUUAUGACGCAAUGGAUCGUUAUUUUCCUACUGUUCCAGAUCGCUGGGAGGGACUUUCCAAAAUUUGAUAUUUAAAUAAUUAUUAAAUGUUUUCAAAUAUCUGUUCUUUGUGCAAAAUAUUUCGCCAUUUACUAUAUGUAAAUAGAUUUGCGUUCCAAUUGUUUCUUCUUUGGUUGUAAAGUUCUUUCAAAAAAAAAGUUUUCCAUUGAGAAGUAGAAAUUUACUUCAUUUUGUUAUAAAAACACAUACGUUUCUUGUUAAGUGUUAAGAUAUUAGUAUGCAUUAUUUGUGUCCUUUCAAUUGCGCAUUUAUGGAGAUAUAUUUGGCAUACGACCUACUUUAAAUAUUAAACUUUCGCUGAAUUAAGAGGAAAACAUUGGUGUAACAUUGGUAUAACUCACCUGUACAAUUGUAUUUUUAAGGUUGAUAUAUUAUGAUGAUGCAAUUAAAAAAAAAAAGCAAUUGUUCAGUUUGCCUUACUAUUUGCGUUAAUGGCUUGGAUGAGUUUU